Molecule: messenger RNA, 1416 nt
Organism: Cyphellophora attinorum
Lineage: Eukaryota; Fungi; Ascomycota; Eurotiomycetes; Chaetothyriales; Cyphellophoraceae
Product: tRNA (guanine(37)-N1)-methyltransferase
Exons: 1
Coding region: 1-1416 (471 amino acids)
Biological process (GO): mitochondrial tRNA methylation; tRNA N1-guanine methylation
Cellular component (GO): mitochondrial matrix; cytoplasm
Source: RefSeq, a predicted model, not a curated record
AUGGACACCUCGAUUCUGCCAUCUAUUUUCUGGCCAACCAAAAACCAGUCCAUGCGCGACCUAGACAGGCCAUUCUUCAACAAGUCGAUCACCCUCGCUGCGGCGACUGUCACGGAUCCUAAGCAGAUCGCUGGCGUCCGCAAAGCAUUGUCGAAAGAUGUUUUGGUGUUCAGCAAACCUAUCAGAGACUCUCCGCACAUAGCGGGAGCGAAGUGUGUGCUGCUGCAUUCACGCAUCGUAACAGCGGACAGCACGACAUGGCCUGCCGCUCUGAAGUCAUUGAAUGAAGAGGGCGUAGUCCAUGUGCAUAACUAUGACCUGAAGUUGGGCUACGAGGACUACUCGAUGCAGUCCAUCCUCGACGCCAUCCUGCCAUCAAUGCCUGAGGACGAGCAGGAAACCCCAGCUGGCUUCGCACAAGUAGGCCACGUCGCCCACUUAAACUUGCGCAGGCAAUACCUUCCCUAUAAGCACCUCAUUGGUCAAGUCCUUCUCGACAAGAAUCCUCAGAUCAGGACAGUCAUCAAUAAGCUGCUUGACGUGGGCACGGAAUCAGCCUUCCGCACGUUUCCCUACGAAGUGCUAGCCGGCGAUGACGAUCUCGAUGUUACGGUCAGCGAGUCGCAAUGCACAUUCUGCUUCAACUUUGGGAAAGUGUAUUGGAAUUCACGGCUGGGAACGGAGCAUGCGCGAAUCGUUGACAAGUUCAGUGAGGGCGAGGCGGUGUGCGACCUAAUGGCAGGUGUUGGGCCAUUUGCCGUACCAGCAGGUAAGCGCAGGGUAUUUGUGUACGCCAACGACCUCAACCCGGACUCAUUCGCUGGGCUGCAGGAUGCGAUAACGCGCAACAAGGUCGGUGACUUUGUCCAGGGCUUCUGCGACGAUGCACGGACAUUUGUGCAUAGCUCUGCAAAGCGACUUCAACGAGACUUUCGCGUUGCUACAAUACCACCUAAGACCAAGAUCUCUCGCACGAUGUCGCGAGAACAGCAGGCGGAGGCGGAGGCCAAGAUCAUUGCGGAGACUAUAAUACUGCGACAGCCGACUUCAUUUGACCACUAUGUAAUGAAUCUCCCGGCGUCAGCUGUGGAGUUUCUCAACGCGUUCAAGGGGCUCUUGCACGGUCGAGAGGACGAGUUCUACCCUUAUACUGAGAAGCAGCUUCCCUGGAUACAUGUGCAUCUCUUUCAGGCCAAGUGCCCUACAACAGAAGAAGAGCACGCCGGAGUUCUGGCGACCGUGUCGAAGCAUCUCGGUCAUGAAUUGAAGCCUGCGUACGACAAUGGCGAGAUUGAGCUGUUUGACGUUCGACUCGUGGCGCCCAAUAAGCGUAUGUACUGUGCCAGCUUCCGCCUGCCCGCGGAGAUUGCUUUUCCGAGCCCUAAGACAGUGACUACUCAAUCGGUCCAGCCGUGA